Molecule: messenger RNA, 378 nt
Organism: Aspergillus caelatus
Lineage: Eukaryota; Fungi; Ascomycota; Eurotiomycetes; Eurotiales; Aspergillaceae
Exons: 1
Coding region: 1-378 (125 amino acids)
Biological process (GO): amino acid activation for nonribosomal peptide biosynthetic process; secondary metabolite biosynthetic process
Cellular component (GO): cytoplasm
Molecular function (GO): phosphopantetheine binding
Source: RefSeq, a predicted model, not a curated record
AUGUUAGCUGUGCUCAAGGCUGGUGCCGCCUUUGUGGCUCUAGAUUGCGAGCACCCGCAGGAACGCCAGCGAGAAAUGGUGUCACAAACAGCAGCCCCUAUUAUUCUCACUUCUCGGCAAAACCAACGUAUGUGGGAAGACCUCCCACACUUGGUCGUGGACCAGGAUAUCCUAGAUGAUUUAUCAGUCCCAAGAAAGCUGGUCGAUACAGUCUCCCCGGAUAACCUACCCUAUGUAGUCUUCACAUCCGGAUCUACCGGGAAAUCUAAAGGGGAUGAUGGAACAUCAAGCCAUCUGUUCCAGCCUUCACCAUCAUUCCUGCCCCUUCCAUGCCAGCGAGCAGACCAGAGCUCUGCAAUUUGCAUCGUACGCGUUUGA